This is a messenger RNA of Prorocentrum cordatum, 330 nucleotides long. The record is from the annotation of a GenBank genome assembly. NCBI's taxonomy places the organism in Eukaryota, Dinophyceae, Prorocentrales, Prorocentraceae.
GAUGAGCUGCGGCUGCCCGUCGAGGGCCUCGAGGCGGUGGUGUGCGACCUGGGCGACUUGGACCGGUGCAGCGACAUCGUGGCCGACGUCUUCGAGGUGAAGCGGCCCAUCCGGGGCAGGAGGCCCGAGUUCGACGAGUCCGAGUACCCUAGCAUGGUCAAGGGCCUCUCCGAGCGCCUCGGCACGGGUCCAGCAUAUUGGCCGGCACCGCUCCGAGACCCAGCCUGCUCAGACCCGCGCCGCGGGGGUCCACCAAGCGCCCGCAGCUGGGGCUGGUGCUGGCCUUUGUGGAGGAGGGAGGCGACUGGACGACGCCGCUCGUGGCGCUGA